UGUUCUUCACACGAAGCAGCUGACAAACAACCCUCAAAGAGGCUAAAAUGUGAAAAACCCGAUCUAGUAGAAUCAGAACCAAAAGGACUUACAGGUGGAAAUGGAAACCUUGCUGCAUUGGGGGAAACACCUAAAACAUCUCAUGGGGAUCCACGUUGUGAAGAUCCAGGAGACCACGAUACAGUUCAGCAGAAGGAAGGUGAAAGCGUUGCAGAGAGCAAUGGAGACCCACAGGAAAAGGAACGCGAUGGUUCUCUGAAGCCACACGCGGUGACGAGCAGUGCUCCAUCACAAGUGGACCGUGAUGAGAACCUGUACGGUUACAUCUGCAGUGAGGAGGAGAGCAGCUGUCAGAGCUUACUGUCAGACGUGUCUAGCUUGAAGGAGGGAGAUCUCCCAAAGAAGCCAAUGCAGCUUGACAACAGCGCUUUCCUGGGUGAAGACAGCAACCAGCCCAUGCCCGUGGACCGCUUCUUUGGAGAUGUUGAGCUUUUACAGGGUAUCCCAGCAGCUGCGCUCCCAGGCACAAUGAAGAGCAGGCGAGAAUUCAGAAAGCUGCAUUUCAUCGCAAAGGAAGAUGAGGAGGAGGAGGAAGAGGAUGUUGUGUAA
Messenger RNA from Apaloderma vittatum (bar-tailed trogon), 609 nucleotides. It is a transcript of the gene CUNH1orf174, whose product is annotated as chromosome unknown open reading frame, human C1orf174. Lineage: Eukaryota; Metazoa; Chordata; Aves; Trogoniformes; Trogonidae. The annotation marks the transcript as partial. The transcript has 2 exons. The record is from RefSeq and is a predicted model, not a curated record.